UCCAGCUAAAAUUCUUAGCCAGCACGGUCUUUCAAAUUGACCGCUUAUAAAGCGUAGCAACUAUUGAGGGCGCCAUGUAAGUGAGCAAACGGCACUCGUGAAGAUUUUUUUGUUAGCAUUGUGACGUGUUUGUGUGGGACGCCGCGCCAGCCACGCUUUGCCAGCUAGUGAAAAGAAAAUAUUUAUGCCGUGUAGUAGAAUGAGGAAAAGUCGGCAGUAUGCAGUCCCAAAUCGUGGAGGGGUUUUAAAUGUUAAUAACCCACAGAACUGUCGGUUUCGUUGUACAUGUACAUGCGGCUCUAUUGUGGACGACUGGACGACCAUAGGCCUGGAGGACCGACGAAGCCCAUCUCUGCAGUUGGCCCAAGAGUGGUUCAAAUUACGAUUUGGACAGUCGGUGUGUAUCGUGUUGAUGAUGACACCGUGACCUCGUAAGUCUGUGUGAAUGGCUCCAGGCAGGAUAGGCAACGGCGGAUAGGCAAGUCGCCAUACAUGCCAUACGUGUGCCGGGCGUGUUCAUGUAGUGUUGGUGAAUCUCGUUUGGCAGCUUUCGUACGUAUUAUGAUGCUCGUUCUCCUGUGUGCUCCGCGCGUGGAUUUUGUAAAUCGCAUGCGGUAGUGGGACACUGAGAGGACGACACUCACAAUGGGAGGAAGGAAACGACGAAAACAACUCAGGCAGAGACUGGCCUGCGUGAUCUUUAUAAUUGCUGUAGGGUGUUGCAUGUAUGUAAUUUCUACUCGAUCUGAGCGGGGUAGUUUUGAAUCUGUGGAGGUCGAGGAAUGGCCUACUGAGAGUGGUCACCACCUCCAUCAGCAACAGUCAUUGUUUAGCGAUGAUAUCAUCAAUCCUCAUCCCUACCAUUUCACCAUAUCCAACCCGACUCACUGCCACGACAUGAACACAUCGGAGGAUGGCCAGCCCUACCUACUGAUCCUCGUCAAAGCCGCGCCUGGGGAUUUCUACGAUCGCCAGCAGAUCCGCCAGACGUGGGGUGGCACAAGGAUAGUGGGCCAACAACUCACUAGCACCCUGUUUCUUCUCGGGUUGAGCCGGGACGAGGAGGUGAACGAACGGAUCCGUGAGGAAAGUAUUCUUUAUGAAGACAUCGUUCAGGAAAAUUUCAUAGACGCAUACUUGAAUCUGACGAUCAAGAACAUCAUGGGUAUGAAGUGGGUGGCAACCUUCUGCCCCAACGCUUCCUACGUGGCCAGCGCUGACGCGGACGUCAUGCUGAACACCUUCAAUUGGGUCAGGCGGUUGCUGGUCAAACCUCGCCGCCGCUACGCCGAGGGUAGCUUGCGGCGAAACACGAUGCCAGUCCGGAGGCCGGACAAGCACAACGCCAAGUGGCUGACAUCGAGGGAGUUGUACCCAGAGGCUACCUAUGCGCCAUUUUUUCCUGGGUCCUGCUUCGUCUUGUCCCGGGACGUAGCGGCCGACAUCUACAAUCAGUCGCAGCACGUGCGGUUCCUGCCCUGGGACGAUGUCUUCGUUGGGCUGGUCAUGAAGCGCAUUGGAAUCAAACCUCGGCACGCCAAAGGGUACGAGCAGUACGUCCGUUUGAGCAGUAGCAAGGCCAUAACCAGGGCCUUAAGGCGCGGCAUAGCUGUUCUCAUUAGACACCAAGUAGACAGUGUAGAUGAACAUUUAUUGGCAUUGUGGAAAUCGGCCGUGACAUUGUCACAAAGACAAGAGGAGCCACAUUCGGCCUCCCCUCCACAAACCGCCGUCUUCGCAGUUGCAAUCAUCUUGUUUUUCUUUCUGUUUUAUAGUGUAGGGGUAGCCUUAAUGCUGGUCUGAUGAUACACUGCUUUCCGCCUCGAGUAAAAGUGCCCCCUCGUCGGUUGAAAAGAGCCGCGUUGGUCAAGAUUAAGAGUGUUCAAUUUGUUGGUAGCGAUGCAGGCGUGAC
Molecule: messenger RNA, 1912 nt
Organism: Acanthaster planci (crown-of-thorns starfish)
Lineage: Eukaryota; Metazoa; Echinodermata; Asteroidea; Valvatida; Acanthasteridae
Product: beta-1,3-galactosyltransferase 1-like
Biological process (GO): protein O-linked glycosylation
Cellular component (GO): Golgi membrane
Molecular function (GO): hexosyltransferase activity
Source: RefSeq, a predicted model, not a curated record